AUGGCGAGGGCUCCCAGGGGCCCCGCCGCGUGCCCCGUGUGUCUCAAGGUGCUGUCCAACAAGUACAACCUCCGCACACACAUGGAGGACAAGCACUCCCCGCUGCAGCACGUGUUCCCCUGCCCCAUCUGCCAGCAUGUCUACAAGACCCGCAACUCGCUCCACAACCAUUUCUCCAUGCGCCACCGCGGCCUUAAGAUGCCCAAGAUUCUCGUGCAAUGUAACGGGCACACUGUUGUUGUCAUUGCAGGCGUGGGCGGGGUACUGGUAGACAACAAGCCUAAGUGGCAGUGCCCCGUGUGCUACAAGUUACUGAGCACGAGGUCCAACUUAAAGAUCCACGUGCAGGACAAGCACUCCUCGCUGCAGCACGCCUUCCCCUGCCCCGUGUGCGGCCACGUGUACAAGACGCGAAACUCCCUGCACAACCACAUGAGCAUCCGGCACCGCGGGGCUCCCCGGGCCCGCCUGGAGGACGAGCGCGAGGACGAGGUGGUGGUGUUGGCGGUGGCGCGGCCGGGGCCCGUGUGGCCCAAGUGGCCCGUGUGGUCCGUGUUGCCUUGCAGGAGCCGCCAAGCCUGCCGCCCCGGGUGGCCCGUCGGCGGGCACCGGGGCGCCGCCUGCCCAGGGCACGAAGGCAGUGUCGCGUGUGCCUAG
Messenger RNA from Penaeus monodon (black tiger shrimp), 657 nucleotides. RefSeq names its product telomere zinc finger-associated protein-like. The transcript is spliced from 5 exons. Bases 1 to 657 code for a protein of 218 amino acids. Gene Ontology annotation, molecular function: DNA-binding transcription factor activity, RNA polymerase II-specific; RNA polymerase II transcription regulatory region sequence-specific DNA binding. Gene Ontology annotation, biological process: regulation of transcription by RNA polymerase II. The record is from RefSeq and is a predicted model, not a curated record. Gene Ontology annotation, cellular component: nucleus. NCBI's taxonomy places the organism in Eukaryota, Metazoa, Arthropoda, Malacostraca, Decapoda, Penaeidae.